AUUGUUGUCAUUAGCUCUAGCCCGGUUAGCUAUUGUUAGCAUUACCAGUUGAUAACAACGCAUUAGGCCGUUUGUUGUGCUUGCAAACAGCGUAACAAGAUGUCCUCAGAGAGAAGGGGGACAUGCCUGUGUCAACGACUGAUUUAACUGACUCCAGAUCAGAAGAUGGAGGAAGAGAAGGACCCAACAGAGUCUGCAGAGUUUGCAGACCCCGACCUUGGGUCUGUGACGACUGCCCGGUCCAAAGAACAACCUCAGACCUCAGACGUGAAACCUGGACCCUCAGACCCAAAGUCAGCUGAUCAGCGGUUGGCUCUGCUUAAAGAAAAAAACACCAAAGUAGAAGAUCCAGAUUUCCUGAAAUGGGUUUCAGAUAUUGUGUCCAGCAAUCCAGGUGUCAGGGUGAAGACCGGAGGCCUGGAAGUCACUGAUUACAGUGAGGAGGAGUUGUAUGAGUGGGGGACUUUCUACCUUCCUGAUAUAGUAAAGAUGGAGGUUGUAGGAGUAGUGGAGGGGACGUCGCGCACGUAUGAUCAGCUGGUCCUGAUGACCUGUGAGGACAGAAAGGUGUAUGCCUUCGAUGGAGAGAAAGAGGAGCUGCACAUGGUGGCUGAGAGCCUGGAGGAGCUAGAUCAGGAGGGGCUGAAGUAUCCGUCACCAGAGAGCUACUACAAAGGAGAGGCCUUCAAACAUAUGACGGAGAAGGACUGGGACGAAGUGAGGAACAGCCCUGUGGGGAAGAAGCUGGACGAAGAGCAUCGUAAACUGGUGGAAGAAAACAAGUCUGAACUUCUGGAGUGUCUCCAAUCUAUCUAACGCCAAAAUCAAAGUUAAUUUACUCUCUUUGAUCUUCUCUGCUGUCUGAGCUGUUGUUUGACUAUUAGUUAGGAGGAAAUUAAAAAGGUGUGAGGUUCAGGUACCCUGUACAUUUAA
Perca fluviatilis (European perch) is the source of this 933-nucleotide messenger RNA. RefSeq lists its product as uncharacterized. The transcript has 5 exons. The coding region runs from base 166 to 816 and encodes 216 amino acids. The record is from RefSeq and is a predicted model, not a curated record. Lineage: Eukaryota; Metazoa; Chordata; Actinopteri; Perciformes; Percidae.